AUGACGCGACCCGCAGAUGUUUUCGCCGUUCCGACCACAUGGCAUGCCCGACACCCGACAGUUCACCAUCUCCAAGGUAUGGUCGAUUAUCAUGCGCUAUACAAAGAAUCAAUUAAAAACCCCUCGGCCUUCUGGGCGAGACGGCCACGCGAUGUCUUAACAUUCAUUCAGGAUUUCCAUACCACCCAUAUUGGUUCGCUGAGAACUGCCGAACCCCCCACCCCCCAGGACAUUGAAAACGCGCUUGUCAUGAAGCUUCGCACUACAAUCGGCCCCUUCGCUGCCCCUAAAAGAAUUUUGAUCGUUAAGGACCUUCCGAAAACACGGAGCGGAAAGAUUGUGAGACGUAUCUUACGAAAGGCUCUCGCUGGAGAAACGGAGUUUGGCGACGUCUCUACGCUCGCCGAUGUUAGCGUAUUAGGAGAGAUUCUAAAAGUCAUCGCAGAAGCGCGAGCCUGA
Molecule: messenger RNA, 459 nt
Organism: Penicillium cosmopolitanum
Lineage: Eukaryota; Fungi; Ascomycota; Eurotiomycetes; Eurotiales; Aspergillaceae
Product: acetyl-coenzyme A synthetase
Exons: 2
Coding region: 1-459 (152 amino acids)
Biological process (GO): acetyl-CoA biosynthetic process
Cellular component (GO): cytosol
Molecular function (GO): acetyl-CoA synthetase activity
Source: RefSeq, a predicted model, not a curated record